Messenger RNA from Gorilla gorilla gorilla (western lowland gorilla), 983 nucleotides. RefSeq names its product bile salt-activated lipase-like. NCBI's taxonomy places the organism in Eukaryota, Metazoa, Chordata, Mammalia, Primates, Hominidae. The coding region runs from base 208 to 954 and encodes 248 amino acids. The record is from RefSeq and is a predicted model, not a curated record. The transcript has 5 exons.
CACCCAGAGGCUGAUGCUCACCAUGGGGCGCCUGCAACUGGUUGUCUUGGGCCUCACCUGCUGCUGGGCAGUGGCGAGUGCCGUGAAGAUUCCAUAAUACACUAUCUGGGCUUUGUCCCUGUCAUUGAUGGAGACUUCAUCCCCAAUGACCCCAUCAACCUGUACGCCAACACCGCCGACAUCGACUAUAUAGGAGGCACCAACAACAUGGACGGCCACAUCUUCGCCAGCAUCGACGUGCCUGCCAUCAACAAGGGCAACAAGAAAGUCACGGAGGAGGACUUCUACAAGCUAGUCAGUGAGUUCACAUUCACCAAGGGGCUCAGAGGUGCCAAGACGACCUUUGAUGUCUACACUGAGUCCUGGGCCCAGGACCCAUCCCAGGAGAAUAAGAAGAAGACUGUGGUGGACCUUGAGACCGAUGUCCUCUUCCUGGUGCCCACCGAGAUUGCCCUGGCCCAGCACAGAGCCAAUGCCAAGAGUGCCAAAACCUACACCUACCUGUUUUCCCAUCCCUCUCAGAUGCCCGUCUACCCCAAAUGGGUGGGGGCCGACCAUGCAGAUGACAUUCAGUACGUUUUUGGGAAGCCCUUCGCCACCCCCACGGGCUACCGGCCCCAAGACAGGACAGUCUCUAAGGCCAUGAUCGCCUACUGGACCAACUUUGCCAAAACAGGGGACCCCAACAUGGGCCACUCGGCUGUGCCCACACACUGGGAACCCUACACUACGGAAAACGGCAGCUACCUGGAGAUCACCAAGAAGAUGGGCAGCAGCUCCAUGAAGCGGAGCCUGAGAACCAACUUCCUGCGCUACUGGACCCUCACCUAUCUGGCGCUGCCCACAGUGACCGACCAGGAGGCCACUUCCAUGCCCUCCACAGGGGACUCCGAGGCCACUCCCGUCUCCCCCGACAGGCAACUCCGAGUCUGCCCCCAUCCCUGCAACGGGUGACUCUCAGGAUGCCCCUGUGCCCCUCACAA